UACCGUCCAAUAGAGUUCUGUUACCACUGUUUAUUCUAACCCAUUUAACACGUGUGACAUGCUCAAGUUCAGUUUCGGUUUUAGCGGUUAACCUUAUUUUCAUGAAGUGUUCUUACAUUUGUUUGAGCCAAUAGCAGCUGAAAUAUGAAGAAAAAAGAAUUGAAACGUAAAAGGACAGUAAUAAAUGACAGUAGCAAGGACAUUAAUAAAGAAAAUGUACCAGAAGCUUUACCAGCGAAAAGAAUGUCAGACGAACCACCACCUAAAAAGGUGAAAUGGAUUAAUAAGCAACGAGUGCUGGUUUUUGCAACCAGAGGAAUUAGCUAUAGAGACCGUCAUCUUAUGGAUGACAUGAAGAAUCUUAUGCCUCAUCAUCGUCCCGAAUCUAAAAUAGAACGUACUAAAAACUUACAAGUAAUUAAUGAAGUAUGUGAAAUGAAGAAUUGUAACAAAGCAAUGUUGUUUGAAGGCAGAAGAAAAAGGGACUUGUACAUGUGGCUUUCAAAUGUUCCUACAGGACCAAGCGUAAAAUUUCUUGUUGAAAAUAUCUAUACUAUGGGAGAAUUAAAAAUGACUGGAAAUUGCCUAAAGGGAUCUCGUCCUUUGUUAUCGUUUGAUGAUACUUUUAAUGCAAAGCCACAUUACAGUCUCUUAAAAGAGUUGUUUGUUCAAAUAUUUGGUGUGCCUAAUCAUCAUCCUAAAAGUCAACCUUUUUUUGAUCAUGUAUAUACAUUCAGUGUAUUAGACAAUAGAAUAUGGUUUAGGAACUUUCAAAUUUUGACAGAGGAUGGUGGCUUAGCUGAAAUUGGUCCAAGAUUUGUAUUAAAUCCAGUCAAAAUAUUUGCAGAAAGCUUUGGUGGUGAUGUACUUUGGGAUAAUCCAACAUAUAUUUCACCUGCUAAGUUUCGACAAUACAUAAAUAAAAAAGCUGCUGGUAAAUACAUAAACAAGGUAGAGCAGAAAAUGGUCAAAGAAAUUAGUAAACCCAAAGAAUCGUAUGCAUUAAAUCCUAUGGAUGAGAUUUUUAAAGGUGAUCCACUAGAGAAAGCAAUGGAACUACAAGCCACAGAGACGAAACCAAUGCAGAUUAAUAAAAGUGAAAAAAAAACAGUAAAAAAGGGUGCAAAGAAAUUUUUAGGAAAACAAAUAAAGAAAGCUAAUUCUAAAAAGAAAACAAAGAAAUUAAUGAAAUAGUUAUAUGUACAAGAAUUUGUAUUAUAAUGUUAAAAGUUUUAUUAAAUACGUCAUACAAUAAUACAUUUUUAUUUUUGACUAUCAAUACAAUUUAAUAUACACAUUUUAUUAAGGCAAAGCAUGUGGUAUCAUGAACAAUUCAUAAAGCGUACAACAUUCAUAAAUAUAAGUUGUAAUGCAAUGGAUAAUCAUAUGAUAUUUGUAAAAAUAGUGUGACGUACGAUUUUUAUAUUGUUAAUAAUGGUUCAUUUUAAAACUAUUUGUAUAAAAUUGCACUGAAUUAAAUAUUUAUGUAACCGUUUAGAAUGCAUUUUUCCAUUUCUACAAAAAUGAUAUUACACUAUCAAAAUAAAUAUCAUUCAUACAAGAAAUGAAAGGAGUAAGGAACAUUUUAUUCUUAAUAAUAAAUGCAUAACGUAGUGUUACAUCUCAAACUCAUAAAUAAUUAAAUUCAUUAAUGUAGUCUUAUACAUUAUUCAAUGCCAAUGUAUACUGUAAAUUAUUAUCGUUUAUAGUAUUAUGAAUUAUGCUGGCACAUACUUGUACUUGAUUUAGAUAUAUGAAAGCACAUAAGCUAGUCUAAUAUAUUUUGUACAUUAUGAUGCGAAAGCCUGAGUCUUAUUAAUCACAAUUUAUAGUGAAAGUGCUAAACAUAUUAAAUUUAAAGCUAACAUAUUUGCAUAUUUUGCAAGUUUAUGGUUACUACUUUUUAUAUGGAAUAAAAUUUAGAUAAACAAUGUAUGUUUGUAUAUACCUACUUAAAAUAUACACUACAUUUUCCAGCACACAUAACAUCUUAUCUAUUUAACAUAAAGGUUAUAUUUUAGUAUAUUCAACUGCUUAUAAAAGUGUGUUAUGAAAUCCUUAUAUUACAAAUAGAAAUACUGACAAACAUAUUCCAAAGGAAAGAAUAUAUGCUCUUUUUCUUGGACGAAAUAGUAAAGUAUUCUUUCUGUUAACAAGUGUUUACAAAAAUAUAUGCAUUUAAAAUCAUUAAAAAAUACAUGAUUCAAAUUUGUCCUUUGUACAUAUACGGGACACUAUAUAACAGUGUUAAAUAAUUUUUCUGUAAGGCCUGUUACCUUUUUAAGAAAUAGUUAAAUUACAAAUUGAUGUAACAAAACUAUAGUAUAUGAAUAUAAAAUUUUCAAAUAUUGUGCGAUAUAUAAUUAAGUAUAGAUCAAAAUAAUUCUACACAACUUAUUCUAUUACUUAUAUCUUUUUGUAGGUUAGAAAAAUUUUAAAAAGUAUAUUAAAUCACAUAAAUGCAUGAAAAUAUAAUAAAACAGUGUUACUAUGUUGCUAUUACUUUUGUAUGUACUUCAGAAAUUGAAGUUAAUUAUUUAGAAAAUGUAUGUAUAAUUGGACUUGUUACUGUUUGUUUAUUUGAUGGUGGGACAUCAACUUGAAAGAUUAUUGGGUCCUUGCUAUCGUUAUAACUUCUGUUACAAAUUGAAAGUUUUAAUACUUGGCAGUAAUUUUUAGACGAACGAGAAAAAUUCGUUUAUACGAUAGAAGUAAAGUUAUAAGUACACAAUGAUGCAAUUUUAAUGUAAAGUAUUCGUAGUCAUUGUAAAGUAACAACACACACACACAUAUAUUUUUGAGUGUGGCUAUGUACAAUUUAAAAUUGCAUAAAAGUGAUUAAAAUAGUCAUAAUUUUCAAAUUUAAAAAAAUCUUUAAAUGUUAUGAUAAAACAUGUUAAAAAAUGUGUAUAAAAA
Molecule: messenger RNA, 2916 nt
Organism: Hylaeus volcanicus
Lineage: Eukaryota; Metazoa; Arthropoda; Insecta; Hymenoptera; Colletidae
Product: ribosome biogenesis protein BRX1 homolog
Exons: 4
Coding region: 145-1194 (349 amino acids)
Biological process (GO): rRNA processing; ribosomal large subunit assembly
Cellular component (GO): nucleolus
Molecular function (GO): rRNA binding
Source: RefSeq, a predicted model, not a curated record